This is a messenger RNA of Halichondria panicea, 2417 nucleotides long. Its product is annotated as ras-specific guanine nucleotide-releasing factor RalGPS1-like. The record is from RefSeq and is a predicted model, not a curated record. Lineage: Eukaryota; Metazoa; Porifera; Demospongiae; Suberitida; Halichondriidae. Gene Ontology annotation, biological process: positive regulation of GTPase activity; Ras protein signal transduction. The transcript is spliced from 20 exons. Bases 163 to 2205 code for a protein of 680 amino acids. Gene Ontology annotation, cellular component: plasma membrane. Gene Ontology annotation, molecular function: guanyl-nucleotide exchange factor activity.
CUUAUACAAUACAGCACAAUCGACCUACAAUAAUGCUACAAAGAGUUCUCCUUGAGACACGUCUAUCUACCACUCAAGGCUACUUAGCAACUCACUGCAGUGCAGAUAUCGAGGAAAGGCAACGUUUGGAGGCUAGACAAUCAACUUGAGACGCAGGAGGGCAUGUUUCAGUUUGCCCCUCGUAAGAUGGUGGAGGCGAAGCUCCCUAGUCAUGUGACUGAAGACACCUGCCCGAUAGUGUAUAGGAACAGUGAUAUCCGCUCCCUCAGCUCGACCUCUAGUGCACCCAGCAGCCCAUUGGUUGCUCAGCUGGGGGUCAGUGAGCCAGAUUCCCCCCUGAGCCCCCCCUUUGUUCGUACAAUGAGCUUUGACCAGGCACUGUUUGAUCUCAGGAAGGUCUCGCCUGACAAGAUAGCGGGACAACUGACACUAAUUGACCUUGACCUAUACAAGGCCAUCAGAAUGAAGGAGCUCACAAACUGCAACUGGACUAGGAAAGAGAAGGCUACUCUCGCUCCCAGUGUGGUGGCCUUCACCAAGAGGUUCAACCAUACAAGUUUCUGGGUAGUGCGGGAGAUACUGAAUGAGCCGUCCUCUAAAGUGAGGGCAGAGAUUGUCACACAGUUCAUCAAGAUCUCAAAGAAACUACUGGAGUUGAACAACAUCCACAGUCUAAAGGCCGUGUUGGCAGGGUUACAGAGUGGCCCCAUCUUCAGACUCAGUCAGACAUGGAGGCUCGUAGCUAAGAGGGACAAGGCCACCUUUGAGCGUCUCUGUGAGCUCCUCUCGGCAGAUGACAACUGGAAGAUACUGAGGGCACACAUGGAUGAGGCCAAGCUGCCGUGCAUACCCCAUCUCGGGCUCUAUCUGACUGACCUCUGCUUUCUGAGCAGUACUUCCUCUGACCAUAUGGAAGACUCUGUCAGAAACAUGAUUGCUUACUUUCAAAACUCAACUUAUGAUUGGCUGUCUCCAGAGAAGCAUGUUAUGAAGUACCUCCUGCACAGACGCUACAUUGAUGAGCUGCAGAAGUUCUAUGAGGAAGAUAAUUAUAAACUAUCUAAAGAGAGGGAACCUGAUCUUGUACAAAAUAACACCAAACCACGCAGUGUGUCCAUUGCGGCAACCCAAGUCCACCAGACCACUCUCAGAGCCUCAAAGAGUUACGAGGACCUCUUGUCCCCAUCCCACCCGAACCUUGAACCCAGAGCGACCACCCCGUCCUGUCCAGUCGACCCAACAUCAAGUAUAGUAGUCACAGACACUAGUAAAACUGAAAAGUCACAAAAAAAGCCGCGAACACUACCAAACACCAACCGUAGAACUGGUGGCCCUCCACUAAUAUUAGACAUUAAGGGACCUAAACAUCAACAUCCUAAUAGCAGGGUGCACUCAACACCUACGGAAGGGUCUGCUCAUUUGCUGUCGCCAGAUAGCAUCCACGAGGGAAGGGGUGUGUUCACUGUGUCCCCCGGCUUUAAGAGGAAGUUCACACGAGGUCACAAGAAGGCCAGUAGUCUCGGAACAAAUGUGCUACAGAUGCUGGGUGUGGUCAGGCAUUCCAAUACAUCACCUAGCAACAGUGUUGAUGUAUCCCCACGGAACAGCCCCACCCACUCUCGCAAUCUCCUUGAUGACAGUCCCCUCGAUCCCUCAGUUGUUGACAGAUCAUCUCCUUCAGGCUCCAUUGGAAAUGAUCAACACAGUGUGAGCAGUGAUAGUAGUGAGGAGAGUGGAGGGGAGGAUGAUGAGGGGCUGUACCGACAGCUGGAGGACGUGAGUGAGGUAGAGGUGGACUACCUGGCAGCUCGACUCAUCAUGGAGGGGCCUCUCACCAGGAGGACCUGUAACAAGGGAGCAAGGAAAGUCUCAUUUGGUCGCAAGUGCUCCAAGGUGUGGGCCCAGCUGACUGACUCAGCGCUACUCUUCUUUCCCUCCAAGCCGAAGAGCAAAAAAACGUCAAGCAUAAAGGGCAAGCUGGUGCGUACUAAAGGCGUGGUCUUGAGAGGAUGGGUAGUGAAACACAAGGAAGUCAAGAGCAAAGAUAAAUACUUCAUCAUAAUCAAUGAGUCAGGUGGCCAGAUGAAGUUCAAAGCCAGUACUAGUCUGGUGGCUCAGACCUGGGUGGAGAAGAUUGCCCUCGUCAUUAGCGGAGAGGAGGAGAGGGAGAGGAUAAAUGCCGAGAAGUCCCUCAUCACUCUCUGACAUCUCUGUAUGCCCCAGAUGCAUUCUGUGUUGUAUGUACAUGUACUCGUUUGUCAGCAAUCAAUAUUAAUUUUAUUGUCACUUUAUUAUAACCACCAACCUUUGUAACAACUGUGUGUGCAAUAUUAUAUUGCAUUUUAAUCCAUUAUUACGUAUAUUGGAUUGUGUUGCAUCAUUAUUAUUACUUGAAAUGAAACAUGUAUCUGAUUUAA